Molecule: messenger RNA, 1204 nt
Organism: Tachysurus fulvidraco (yellow catfish)
Lineage: Eukaryota; Metazoa; Chordata; Actinopteri; Siluriformes; Bagridae
Product: O-sialoglycoprotein endopeptidase
Exons: 12
Coding region: 135-1142 (335 amino acids)
Biological process (GO): tRNA threonylcarbamoyladenosine modification
Cellular component (GO): cytoplasm; EKC/KEOPS complex
Source: RefSeq, a predicted model, not a curated record
CUUGAGUAAAACUAUACAAGUAUAUUGAUUUUAUUUUUCUUCAUAAAAAAAUACAGGCACCUAUAAAUUUUGUUAUGGGCCCUAAAGGAAACAGUUAAGCUAGGUUGCUAGUAGUGUGGAGACAAGUAGGAGCCAUGACUGUGGUUAUCGGUUUUGAGGGCAGUGCCAAUAAGAUCGGCAUAGGGAUCAUAAGGGAUGGGGAAGUGUUGUCGAACCCUAGACGUACCUAUAUUACUCCACCUGGUCAAGGUUUCCUCCCAAGAGAAACAGCCAAACAUCAUCGUGCUGUCAUCCUGACUGUCCUCCGUGAAGCACUAGAUGAAGCUGGUUUAAAGCCUGCGGAUAUUGACUGUGUAGCAUACACCAAAGGGCCAGGGAUGGGUGCCCCGCUGCUCACUGUGGCUUUGGUGGCUAGGACAGUCGCACAGCUCUGGGGCAAACCAUUAGUAGGAGUGAAUCACUGCAUCGGGCACAUUGAAAUGGGCCGACUGAUCACGGGUGCUAACAACCCCACUGUGCUGUACGUCAGUGGCGGUAAUACUCAGGUAAUCGCUUACUCUGAAAGACGAUACAGAAUUUUUGGUGAAACUAUAGACAUUGCUGUGGGAAACUGCUUGGAUCGCUUUGCCAGAGUCAUCAAGAUAUCCAAUGACCCCAGUCCUGGCUACAACAUUGAACAAAUGGCAAAGAAGGGAAAGCAUUAUAUAGAGCUUCCAUACACAGUGAAGGGAAUGGACGUUUCAUUCUCUGGGAUUUUAUCCUACAUUGAGGAGAUGGCAAACAAGAUGUUGAGUUCUGGCCAGUGCACAGCAGAGGACCUGUGCUUUUCCCUUCAGGAAACUCUCUUCUCCAUGCUGGUGGAGAUCACAGAACGCGCCAUGGCUCACUGUGGCUCCCAAGAGGUCCUCAUCGUGGGAGGAGUAGGCUGUAACCUCCGGCUGCAGGAGAUGAUGGGCAUCAUGUGUGAGGAAAGAGGAGCGCAUCUCUUCGCCACAGAUGAGAGGUUCUGCAUUGACAAUGGAGCAAUGAUCGCACAAGCUGGCUGGGAGAUGUUCCGCAUGGGGCAGGUAACUGAGCUGUCAGAUUCCUGGAUCACACAAAGGUACAGGACAGAUGAAGUAGAAGUUACCUGGAGAGACUGAGAUCUAUAUUGUCAGAUUUUUUUUUUUUGGAAAAUGCCAAAUAAAUAAGAUUUUGAUAUGGA